Messenger RNA from Mercenaria mercenaria, 6604 nucleotides. Its product is annotated as trichohyalin-like. The transcript has 27 exons. NCBI's taxonomy places the organism in Eukaryota, Metazoa, Mollusca, Bivalvia, Venerida, Veneridae. Bases 55 to 2928 code for a protein of 957 amino acids. The record is from RefSeq and is a predicted model, not a curated record.
GAAUACCUUCCUGGUUUAAGAUCUAUGUGUUGUCUUUAGACGGAAAGAAAGGAAAUGGCGACAGCAUCACCUUCUCACGACAUCAGUCAAGAGAUUCCCGAAUCAGAUAGGGAUAUAACAUUAUGGACAAGAAAUCAUAUUGAAUAUUUCCGACACGACAUUGAUACCCUAAAACUGCAAACACUAGCCGCUUCGAAGGCAUAUAAAGAUUUAUCGAAAGAACAAGUAAAUAUAGAAAGGAAAUCACACAGAGACAAAAGUAAAGAGCUUCACGGAUGUAUUGACAAGUAUCAAAACUGUAUAUCGGUUUUGCAGAAAGCAUGUGACAAGAUUUCUGGGGUUGUGAAUAACAUAAAUACUAACGUACCUCUGGUUGAAAAAAGAUCAACAUUUGAUGGCAGAGGCAAGAAAAAGAACAAAUAUUAUUUCCAUCAGCCGGAAUGCGACCGCUGUAACAGAAAAGAUGAUGAAAUCAUGAAGCUUGAAUCAGAUUUGGCAAGCCAAAGAAGAAUGAAUGAUGAAAAAGAAGAACUUCUUGGACGAUUGCAAAUGGAGACUGAAGAGAAGGAGAAUGUUCUAAUAAGAACAAACCAAGAAAUGGAACGAAAAAUUAAAAAGCAUGAAGUAGAAACCAAACUAAAAGAAGAGGAAUGUCAAGAAAAAACAAAACAAACGGAAAUACAAAUUGCCAAGUAUGAAGUAGAACUCAAGAGGAAAGAAGCGGAAUGUCAAGAAAAAAUAAACAAUGAUGUGAAAAGAAAAAUAGAAGAAAAUGAAGAACAGACAAAGAGAAAAAUAAGGAGACACGAAGAAGAAAGUAAAAGAAAAGAAGCUGAGUACCAAGAAAGAAUGCAAGACGUAAUAGAAAGACUUCGUGGUCAAUUACAGAUAGAGAUUGAAGCGAAAGAGAAUGCUCUGCAAAGAAUAAAAGAAACAGAAAGACAAAUUUUAACGUAUGAAGUAGAGCUCAAAAAAAAGGAAGCGGAAUGUCAAGAAAAAAUAAAUCAAUGUUUGAAAAGUAAAAUAGCAGAUUAUGAAGCAGAAACAGAAAGAAAAAUACGUAGAUACGAAGAGGAACUUAAAAGGAAAGACGCUGGGUACCAAGAAAGAAUGCAAGUGGAAAACGAAAAGCUUUGUAGUCAGCUUCGAACGGAGAUUGGAGCGAAAGAGGAAGCUCAACGAAGAACAAAAGAAACGGAAAUGCAAAUUGCAACGUUUGAACUUCAACUAAAACGGAUAGAAACUGAAUGUCAAGAAAGAAUAAACACAGAUGUUGAGAGAAAAAUAAUGGACUAUGAAGAAGAAACAAAGAGAAAAAUAUUUGGAUACGAAGAACACAUUAAAAGGAAUAAAACUGAUUACCAAGAAAGUCUAAGAAGAAUUCAAGACGAAAACGAAAGUCUUCGUAGUCAGUUGCAGAUGGAGACUGAAACGAAAGAGAGUGCUCUACGAAGAAUAGAAGAAACGGAAAUACAAAUUGCCAAGUAUGAAGAAGAACUCAAGAGAAAAGAAGCGGAAUGUCAAGAAAAAAUAAACAAAGAUGUGAAAGAAAAAAUAGCAGAAAAUGAAGAAAUAACAAAGAGAAAAAUAAGGAGAUACGAAGAAGAAAGUAAAAGAAAAGAAGCUGAGUACACGGAAAGAAUACGAGAGGUAACAGACAGACUUCAUGGUCAAUUACAGAUAGAGAUUGAAGCGAAAGAGAAUGCUCUACGAAGAAUAGAAGAAACAGAAAGACAAAUUUCAACGUAUGAAGUAGAGCUCAAAAGAAAAGAAGGGGAAUGUCAAGAAAAAAUAAACCAAUGUUUGAAAAGUACAGCAGCAGAUUAUGAAGACGAAACAAAAAGAAAAAUAUUGAGAUACGAGGAAGAACUUAAAAGGAAAGAAGCUGGCUACCAAGAAAGUCAAAAACGAAUGCAAGAUGAAAACGAAAGGCUUUGUAGUCAGCUGCAAAUGGAGAUUGGAGCAAAAGAGGAUGCUCAACGAAGAACAGAAGAAGCGGAAAGAACACUUGAAGAGUAUGAAGUAGAACUCAAAAGAAAAGAAGUGGGAUAUCGUGAAAUGUGCAGAAUAAACGAAGAUAUGGAAAGAAAAUUACAAAAAUAUGAAGAAGAAACAAACAGAAAAAUAUGGGGAUACGAAGAAGAAAUGAAACGAAAAGAGAUGGACUACCAAGAAAGCCAAAGAAGAAUGUACGACGAAAUGGAAAGGCUUCGUGGUAAACUCCAGACGGAGACUAAAGCGAAAGAGGAUGCUCUACGAAGGUUCAGUUCAAUAGCUUCAAGCACAUUGCGGGACAACAACCCUAACAUCACUGACCUUAGUGACCAGAACAGACCCACUAAAAUAGCGGAGCGUUUGUCAGAGUUGUACGACAAUCAGUGGACGGAUGCAUUUGAUGCGCUAGAGGGUUCUAUGUCGGAAAGACAGAUAAUUCAAACUCUGCUGGACACUUUAAUGAAUGCGUAUGAAGAAUGUUGCAAACUUUCGAGUGAAAAUUUCUACGAGAGGAUCCAAAACUCCAUUGAGUCUCCACUUGGGCCGAAUAGCAGACCAUCGACGGCAGUUGUCUUACCUGAACAGCUAAAACAGCAAAUUAAAGAAUUUCGCAAAUCCCGAGCAGCAUUUGUUAUCAAAGACCUGGAAAGGGUUAUUACACCAAAACUUCAAAUACCUAGCAUUCAUUUAGAUGCAAUGCAAACGUACUUAUCGCAAUGUGUCUGGAUUGGAUGGUUCUGUGCCGUCCAGGAUCCUCCACUGGUGUUGAGUAUAUCUUCGUCAAGUAAGUUUGACACCAGCUGUUACAAGGAAUACACAAAACGCGGCCCAUACGUUCAAUUCAUAGUCUGGCCUGCUUUAUUGCUACAAGCACAAGGCGCUAUGUUAUGCAAAGGUAUUGCACAAGGUUGUGAUAGUCCGCCUGAGAAAUAAACUGUGCCAGCCUAACAGCAGGCUUACAGACAACAAGUCGACAAGACACUACGCACUGAUAAAGCUGACAUCUUUAGAACACAGCCUAAAUUAUUAUACGAAUGCGAGGCAUGUCUAAACAUCAAGUUCAAAGUUUAGAAUCGCUAUAUGCUUAUACUGGUGGAUGAAGAAGAUGUACCCACGAUUCAUUUGUCAUCAGCUGCAUUUCUUCUUCAAGAACAGACUUUAGGCUGCGUUUUAAAUGUAUGCCGGCUUACAACAAUAUACUUUUAUUGCGGCUAGGAGAAUAUUUUACGAAACAUAACGAUUUAGAUAUUAUCGUUUUACUGUAGUCAAUAGUAAUAUGUUGUUUUGUUUCUGUACGUGUAGAAGUGAGUAGUACUAAUAAAUAAUGCCGUCAACAAUACUAUAAUUGUAUAAAAUCUAUUAUAUAUCGUAUUUUUGUCAAGGGAAGCCAAUUUUGUCAAUACACAUGUAAACAUACAUUUGUAUCAUUUCCGGAUUAUUUUGUGUCAUUUUGUUUUUAAAGGUUCGUUUUAGCAAUUCAAAACUUUAAAAGGCUUUGCCAAGCUAUAAUUACUAUUGAAAGAAAGUACGUAUUAAUUCUUCUUUCUAUGUACUUUAGCUUGUAAUUAAUCACGUUGUGAAUACCAUAUCUUACAGUUUGAUUUCUGUGUUACUAUAACUAGUACUAGCAUUUAACUGAGUGAGUGAGUUGGGUUUUACGGCGAAUCGACACAAAAUGGGCAUAUAUCGCCGCAUAUAACUGAGAGCCCAAAUGAACCAAAUCUAACUUUCAUCAGCUUUGUCUUCUUCGGACUGCAUGUAUGUACAUGCUAAUGUUUCAGAAGCUGUAUACAUAUAUUUGUAGUUGUGAUGUAUUUCAUUUAAGAAAUUUAGCGCGUUGUGAGUUAUAUAUUUGCCUUGUAUUUAAAUAAUACUGCCAAUACAUUUUUCAAACCGUGAUUCAUUUCUAACAUUUACAGAUUUGUUUCAUUUAUUUUUAUUUUUAUUUAUUUUAUUUGAUUUAUUCAGUGCUAAGCUUUUUAGAAGGUACAGACCUCUUUAAGGAUGAAAUUGUCUAGUCAUAGCGGUUGUUCUUAUGUCAUAUUCAAUAGAGAGAAUUAGGUAAAAAGCAAGUACAUGUAUUUUAAGUGACGACUUUUAACAAGAGCGUGAAAUCUAAAGUUGGUUGUGACUUCGGAAUUCACUUUGGUUUAAAGAUACAGUUCUUUCGAGAAAAAAAUACGCAUUUUGCUAACGUCAGACAUAAAUGCAAGGACGUUCAUUCUACAAGAAAGGGUGCUAAAGGCAGCUAACUAGCAAAUAUUUACCGUCUUAUGUGUAAAUGUGUCCCGCAUAUACAGCCCAGAGCUCCAGAUAAGAUUUUAGGUUAAAGGGUAUUUUACCCCCUAGUUUUUUUUUCAAAGGGUAUUUUACUCCUAGAUAUUUUUUCAAAAGGGUAUUUUAGAAUUCUAAACGGUUUUUCAGAAUUCGAAAUCAUUUAAAAGGGUAAUAAUAAUAACUGUUUUUUUGUGUUUGUUUGUAUAAUUUUCUGAUAUUCAUGUGCUCCGCUGAAGUGCCUUUGCCGACCAAUGCUGUUUUCCUGUAUAUUUUUUGAGCCUUCAUUCAAAUAGUUUUUACAUUUUGUUUACGGCAUACAUUACAUCUUAAUUUCAGUUACUGACCACUGCGAUAUAUCAACAGCCAGUGAUUCUUUGACUGUCAAUGUUUUUUUUUCAGUAAUAUCCACAUGUAUGGUGCUUCGGCUUUUUCAACAGUUACCCAUAAUAUAUCACAGAUCGCGUGCUUAGCGAUAGGCAUUGUCCGAGUCAUCUCUUGUCACACACUUUUAAUAUAUUUGAAGAAGAAAAUGGCAUUAUUUUACGAUAUCGUUUGCGUUAAGGUGGCAGGGGAGUGCAGAUUCGCGAAUUCCACAUUGACGUGUGGGUACCAGUGUUGAAAUAUCCAUAAAAAUCUCGUUUUUGCUUAUUUUUCUUUGAAACUACUAUGGACUAUUGCAGAUACUAUAGACUACAUAAAGACGACUCUCCGGUCCUAUGCACCUGUCGCUUUUCAUGCCAGAUAUAGUGAAAAUUGGCCAAAUCACCCAAAUUUUAUAGACCAAAAUUAGCCUAACCGGGCCUCACUUUGAACUCUGCCAUUCAUCCAUUUUGUAUUUUUAAAUCCAAUUUCGUAGCAUAUAUGUAUAGUGCGAACAUAGAUGCAUACCCAGGUGGUGUGGAAUGUGUCUCCCAACCACCACUUUAUUUCCCUAAUUUUCACUUGAAAAAAAGUGGAUGGAUGACAGCCGAGCGUCUGGCCGACUUUUUGUUCUGAUGUUUAUGUUUUAGCCUCAACCAGAAGUACGGAGCUAGGAAUUUUAAAACACCCGCCAUGUAGAAUCAUUAACCGUUCCUCAUUCCCUAGAUAUAUUAAAGAAUUAAUAAUGAUAAAUAACCAGUAAGAUAGAUAUGCCUUUAUAUCUACCCUGUCCUGUUUAUACAGAAAAUCGACCGGGGCCAAACUACGAAACCGCUCCCCUGCCACCUUAAGUUUUUAAGAUGUUUAAAUAAAAUAAAAUAUAACCUGUCCUGAAUCCUAAGACACUUAUAGUGAUAUCAACUGAACAAAAAGUGUUGCCGUACCUUGCAAGAUAGCCGGUGAAUAAGCCAACAAAAGUGCCCACCCCUCCACGCAAAAAUCAGCCAAAAUUUGCAUUCUGAAUCAAAGUAACCCCGAAAAACUAUUUACUGCCUUUAAAGUUAAUUUCACACGAUAUUAACAUUUUAAAGCCUUUCAAAUGUUAAAACCAUGUACUUUUAACAUAAUUUUGGUAUACAAAUGCAGAUUACCGUACUUAUCCUAUCGGGACACCCCUUAAAGGCCACCCAUCCAUCAUUUGGGGCCACCCCAUCCAUUAUAUAGCUUAAUGGCAUUGCUAGAUAUAGACACAGGUGUUGCUUUUAAACAAAAUGGCAUGAAUAGUCAUUAUCUAGGCACUAAUUUCUUCUUUUGGCCGUUUUAUGAUACGAAUCCUACAGGCUGGGGGUCCUUAGCUUCAUUAUUAUAUGGCCACCUACUGCCAUUUUGGGACUCGCUAGGCCGAAUUUAGUACUUAGAAAUGAAUAAAAACCACUAUAGGUUGCAGUUCAUUCCGUAAUGGGUUUAAAUACAUGCAAAAUGUCAAUAUUUGAGUGGUUUGAAAAUUUGCCUAUUUUCCUUAAGGUGGCAGGGAAGUGCAGAUUCGCGAAUUCCACAUUGACGUGUGGGUACCAGUGUUGAAAUAUCCAUAAAAAUCUCGUUUUUGCUUAUUUUUCUUUGAAACUACUAUGGACUAUUGCAGAUACUAUAGACUACAUAAAGACGACUCUCCGGUCCUAUGCACCUGUCGCUUUUCAUGCCAGAUAUAGUGAAAAUUGGCCAAAUCACCCAAAUUUUAUAGACCAAAAUUAGCCUAACCGGGCCUCACUUUGAACUCUGCCAUUCAUCCAUUUUGUAUUUUUAAAUCCAAUUUCGUAGCAUAUAUGUAUAGUGCGAACAUAGAUGCAUACCCAGGUGGUGUGGAAUGUGUCUCCCAACCACCACUUUAUUUCCCUAAUUUUCACUUGAAAAAAAGUGGAUGGAUGACAGCCGAGCGUCUGGCCGACUUUUUGUUCUGAUGUUUAUGUUUUAG